GUGAAAAGAGUACUCGGUGGUUUGGAAUUGAAAAAUGAUCAUUAAAGAAUUCCGAGUUGUGCUACCUAUUACUGUAGAAGAGUAUCAGGUUGGGCAGCUAUAUUCUGUUGCAGAAGCUAGCAAAAAUGAAACUGGAGGUGGAGAAGGUAUUGAAGUCCUCAAAAAUGAACCUUUCGAGAAUGUUCCUCUUCUUGGAGGAAAAUUUAACAAAGGCCAAUAUACUUACAAGAUUUAUCAUUUAGCAAGCAAAGUUCCAGCUUUUAUUCGACUUCUAGCUCCAAAAGGCUCUUUGGAAAUUCAUGAAGAAGCUUGGAAUGCUUAUCCAUACUGUAAAACAGUCAUAACAAAUCCAGACUACAUGAAAAAUAACUUUUUUAUUAGUAUCGAAACAAUGCACUGUCCAGAUGCUGGAGAUCAGUUCAACGCCCAUGAAUUGCCUCCUGAAAAACUUAAACAUCGUGAAGUAGUUUUUAUCGACAUUGCCAACGAUUCAGUAGAAAGUAGAGAUUACAAAGAAUCUGAAGAUCCAACUAAGUUCAAAUCUGAAAAAACAGGGAGAGGUCCUUUAGUAGGAAGUUGGCAGAAAACAUGUAAUCCUAUAAUGUGUGCCUAUAAGUUAGUGACAGUAGAAUUUAAAUGGUUUGGGCUACAGAACAGAGUGGAAUCAUUUAUUCAGAAGACGGAGAGGAGAAUCUUCCUUAAUUUUCACCGACAAGUGUUCUGUUGGUUAGAUCGAUGGCAUGGUAUGACAAUGAAAGAUAUUAGAGAAAUUGAAGACAAAACCAAAAGAGAAUUGGAUGAACAACGUAACAAGGGCAAUGUCCGAGGUACUCAAGGUGAGGAAUGACUUCCAUGGAUAGCAUUAAUCAAGCAUAUCUAUCUAUUCCAAUUCACCU
Molecule: messenger RNA, 896 nt
Organism: Uloborus diversus
Lineage: Eukaryota; Metazoa; Arthropoda; Arachnida; Araneae; Uloboridae
Product: phosphatidylinositol transfer protein alpha isoform-like
Exons: 11
Coding region: 35-847 (270 amino acids)
Biological process (GO): phospholipid transport
Cellular component (GO): cytoplasm
Molecular function (GO): phosphatidylcholine intramembrane carrier activity; phosphatidylinositol transfer activity; phosphatidylcholine binding
Source: RefSeq, a predicted model, not a curated record